This is a messenger RNA of Panicum hallii, 1566 nucleotides long. Its product is annotated as protein bicaudal C homolog 1. NCBI's taxonomy places the organism in Eukaryota, Viridiplantae, Streptophyta, Magnoliopsida, Poales, Poaceae. The coding region runs from base 199 to 1320 and encodes 373 amino acids. The record is from RefSeq and is a predicted model, not a curated record. Gene Ontology annotation, molecular function: protein binding. The transcript has 7 exons.
GUGCGCAGCGCCACCAAAGGCAAAGGGAGCCUCUCCCCCUCCCGUCCCAAGCGCCGGUAAACUCCAUCUCCUCCCACGCCCCAAUCUCUCCCAUUCCCCGAAACCCUAACCGCCACUUGGCCCCUUCCCGGAAGCGGCCGCGCCCCUCGCCAUCCUAGGCUUCGGGCGGGAGUCCGCUGCGCGUGGGCUGCGGCGGAGAUGGCCUCGUCGUCGGCGUCCUCGAGGCACCAGGUCACCAUCACCCUCGGCCGCAGCGGUCAGGUUGUCAAAAGGAGGGAUAUAUCUGAUGUUAUUAAUGAUGAUGAAGUGCCAUUAUCGGGGAAAAAACGAUCUCUGAGGGAGAGGUUAGGAAGUAAUGUGACUGAUUCUGAUUUUUAUGGAAGCCAGCAUAGAAACAAAAGGCAACAGACAGAAAGUGAUAGCUCACAUGGAGAUGAUGGUUCAGAUCGCCAGGUUGGCAAGGAUGAUCUGAGACUGAAACUUAUGAGGAAAGGCUUGUUACAGAGGUGCAAUGGUGGCGCAGAACAGAAUGGAGUGGAUCUCCGGGAAAAGCUUUCCCGAAAUCAGAAGAAUUUGUCGAGAUACGAUGCAAGAGGCCAUGCACCAGAAUCGAGGGCUAGGUAUGAUAUGAGAGACAAGCCCCCAGAGUUAAGGUCUAGAUAUUCUUCAAGGGAGGGUGUCCUAGUAUCAAGGCCCUCUGCUGUUGUAAGUCGAAUUCCUUCUGCAAGAAGUGUGGAUGAGAUGGACUCUUCAAGAAAACCUUACUCCUCAUGGGCAACUGAUGGUUUGAGGCACAGUUCACCUGAAAGGCUUACAAGUUUUCGGGGUGAUGCGUCUCCACCAAGAGCUUAUGAUCAGAUUAGGUCUAUGCCAUCCCUUAGAUCUGUUGGUUCCUCAAGACCUCAGAGUUUUAUUACAAGAGAUGCUCAUGACACAUCAAGAGCUCAACCAUAUUCUGGCAAAUCCACCAUUUCUGUUGAUGCAGUACAGAGAGCUAAUGGAAUCACUCCGUCUGGUGCAGCUAUGCCUACAGCCCCAGUUGUGAAAGAAGUUCCGCAAACGGUUACUGAAUUGCUGAGUUCUCUGGGACUGGAGAAGUAUCUUGUUCUCUUUCAGGCCGAGGAGGUGGAUAUGGCUGCAUUGAGGCAAAUGGGAGAGAGCGACCUCAAGGACAUGGGGGUACCAAUGGUAGGGCCCGAGGAAGAAGAUUCUCCUUGCAGUAGGUCCUCAGUCGAAGCAACGGCAAAGAUGAGCAGCAUGAUCUGGGACUUGGAAACUGGAAACAUUUGUUUGGCAACUGCAAAUUAUUGGUGUAACUAAAGAAUGCCUCACUGCAGAUCUUGUAUAUCUUUAGUGGUCGUCUUAGUUUCACCCUUUUGUUGCUGAUAGAUUAAGUUCGUGCUUUUGUUGACACGUGUAAAGUCUUAUCUGUCAGCUGUUAGAGUAGCAGGCUUGAAACAGGCGGAUAAUUACCAGUCUGGAAUUUGGUGGGGGGUAUAUUAGAACGGCCAUGAUCACAGUGCCAUCUUUCAUACAUGAUAGCAUUGAGGAUCGAAUGAUCCAUAA